Messenger RNA from Chaetura pelagica (chimney swift), 1323 nucleotides. RefSeq names its product polymerase (RNA) III (DNA directed) polypeptide C (62kD) (gene POLR3C). The record is from RefSeq and is a predicted model, not a curated record. The transcript is spliced from 11 exons. Gene Ontology annotation, molecular function: single-stranded DNA binding. Gene Ontology annotation, biological process: DNA-templated transcription. Gene Ontology annotation, cellular component: RNA polymerase III complex. Lineage: Eukaryota; Metazoa; Chordata; Aves; Apodiformes; Apodidae. The annotation marks the transcript as partial.
AUGACCCAGGCCCAGAUCCAACUCUGCUCCCUCCUCCUGCACGAGCAUUUUGGGGAGAUUGUGGAGAAAAUUGGGACCUACCUGAUCCGGACGGGGCCGCAGCCCCUGCGGGGGAUCAGCGGGGACACGGGGCUGCUCCUGGACCAGGUGAAGAAGGGUCUUUGUGUCCUGAUCCACCACAACCUGGUGAGCUACCAGGUGCAGAAGCGCGGGGUGGUGGAGUACGAGGCGCGGUGCCCGCGGGUGCUGCGCGUCCUGCGCUACCCCCGCUACAUCUACACGGCCAAGACCCUCUACGGGGACACGGGGGAGCUGCUGGUGGAGGAGCUGCUGCUCCACGGCAAGAUGAGCAUGAGUGCUGUGGUCAGGAAGGUGGCUGACAGGCUGACGGAAACCAUGGAAGAUGGGAAAACCAUGGAUUAUGCUGAUGUCUCUGCCACCUUCAUCCGCCUGGCGGACACACACUUUGUCCAGAGGUGCCCCCUGGUCCCCGAAGCCCCCGAGACCCCCGAGGUGCCACCUCCUCCUGCACCCACCUUGGUGAUCAACGAGAAGGACAUGUACGUCGUGCCCAGGCUGAACCUCAUAGGGAAGGGGAAGCGGAGACGAUCGUGUGAGGAGGAGGAGAGUGGGGAGCACAAAGCCAAGAGGCAGAAGAAAGAGGGAGAAAGUCUGGAGCCCCCCCCAGACGAUGGCAUCUACUGGCAGGUGAACCUCGACCGCUUCCACCAGCACUUCCGAGACCAGGGAAUCGUCAGCGCCGUCGCCAACCGCAUGGACCAGACCAGCAGUGAGAUCGUGCGGACGAUGCUGCGGAUGAGCGAGGUCACCACGUCCUCCAGUGCUCCCUACACCCAACCCCUCUCCUCCAACGAGAUAUUCAGGUCCCUUCCAGCUGGAUACAACAUUGGGAAGCAGGUCUUGGACCAGUACCUCACCCUCCUGGCAGACGACCCGCUGGAGUUCGUGGGGAAAUCGGGGGACAGCGGCGGGGGCACCUACACUGUCAAUCUGCACAAGGCCCUGGCAUCCCUGGCCACGGCCACCCUGGAGUCUGUCGUGGAGGAGCGCUUCGGCUCCCGCUGCGCCAGGAUCUUCCGCCUCCUCCUGAGGAAGAAGCACCUGGAGCAGAAGCAGGUGGAGGACUUUGCCAUGAUCCCUGCCAAGGAAGCCAAGGACAUGCUCUACAAAAUGCUCUCCGAGAACUUUGUGGCGCUGCAGGAGAUUCCCAAGACCCCCGACCACGCGCCCUCCCGCACCUUCUACCUCUACACGGUGAACGUCCCGUCCGUGGCGCGGAUGCUGCUCCACAGGUGCUACAAG